AUGCAGCGCGAAGACAAACAAUUGGAACUGGUGCUUGAAAACUUCCAGAGUAAGUUGAACGAGUUCAAAGCUCAGAUAUACGCUCUUAUAUUCAAGUUAGAACACGAACGAGACAAUGUCAAUUGGACGACAGUACUUGAUACUUUUGCUGUGUUCUCAACACAGUACACUGCCAUCAUGAAGUAUCUUUCUUACGAGAAACUUCCACAGUUGCGUAACUACAGUGUUCUGCCACUUAUGUUGAACCCAGAGCGCGAUGAAGAUCUCGCUCGCAUCACUGAAAAUCGAGUACCAGCCCUGUCCCACGAUAUUGUACCCGAUUUCUUGCGUACCAAAACCGAACCAGAAGUGGAACACAAACUCAUGCAGGUUGAACACAAGGCUGGUGGUUUACAAUUUGAAACAGCACAAAAACAGCUGGCAGCGUUCAACAAGGUAGUUAAUCAUGUGCUGGACCUUGUUUCUAAAGCCAGAGAAGAAUGGGAAGUGGAAACUGGAGCUCGUGUUGGUAUCGGCCAAACCUCAUCAGUUGCAGACUUGCAUACACUUGUGUCCGCUGUAAGUAUGGGUAAAAAUUUGAAACCGAUGGUUCCACAAGUAUCUCCUGGUGGUAUGAUGGUGCCCCCUACUGGUAGACCAGUUACUCCUAGCAUGGGGCCAAAUACACCACCAAUGGGUAUGAUGCCCAAACCACCUCCUGGAAUGAAGAGUAAUGUAAAGGCUGCUGGAGCACCUCAUCCAUAUCGAUAA
Macrosiphum euphorbiae (potato aphid) is the source of this 750-nucleotide messenger RNA. The record is from the annotation of a GenBank genome assembly. Lineage: Eukaryota; Metazoa; Arthropoda; Insecta; Hemiptera; Aphididae.